Molecule: messenger RNA, 831 nt
Organism: Habropoda laboriosa
Lineage: Eukaryota; Metazoa; Arthropoda; Insecta; Hymenoptera; Apidae
Gene: Gip
Product: putative hydroxypyruvate isomerase
Exons: 5
Coding region: 37-831 (264 amino acids)
Biological process (GO): glyoxylate metabolic process
Molecular function (GO): hydroxypyruvate isomerase activity
Source: RefSeq, a predicted model, not a curated record
CAGUAGUUAACAUUUUGUAAGGAAAAAAUAAGCAGUAUGAACCUGAAAUUUGCUACAAAUAUAUCCUUUAUGUUUAUGGAAGCCCCAGCUAUUACUGAAAGAUAUAAAUUAGCAAAAGAAGCUGGUUUUAAGGCAGUAGAAAGUGGAUUUCCUUUUGGACAUUCAAUUAAAGAUGUAUCAGAAGCUAAAAACAAUGCAGGUGUUGAACAAAUUCUCAUUAACGUAUUUACAGGUGAUGUAUCAAAAGGAGAAUUAGGAUUUGCAGCAAUACCUGGAGAAGAAGAUAACUUUAAAAAAAGCAUUGAUCUAACAAUAGAAUAUGCAAAAGCUUUAAAUUGCAAACAAAUUCAUAUCAUGUCAGGCAAGAUAAAAGAAGCAACUGCUAUGAGUAAUCAUGAUGAUGUUUAUGUAAGAAAUCUUUCGUAUGCAGUUGAGAAAUUUAAAAAAGAAAACAUAAUUGGUCUUAUAGAACCUAUUAAUAAUAUCACUGUACCAAACUAUUAUAUGAACAGUUUUCAGAAAGGCUUAGAUGUAGUGAAAAAGAUAAAUAGUCCAAAUUUAAAGCUACAACUUGAUAUAUUUCAUUUACAACAUAUUUGUGGCAAUAUUACAAAAAAUAUAAAAGAACUUUUGCCAUAUAUAGGUCAUGUGCAAAUUGCUCAAGUACCAAAUAGACACGAACCUGACUCAUCAGGAGAAAUAGAUUAUAAAUAUGUCCUUUCUAUUCUAGAAAGAGAAGGAUAUGAUGGGUAUGUGGGUUUAGAAUAUCGUCCACAAUCAUCUUCAGUAGGAGGAUUAAGUUGGAUACAAAAAUAUGGUUACAAAUUAUAA